Messenger RNA from Spirodela intermedia, 7788 nucleotides. Lineage: Eukaryota; Viridiplantae; Streptophyta; Magnoliopsida; Alismatales; Araceae. The record is from the annotation of a GenBank genome assembly.
AUGAAGGUGGUAGCGCUAGUUAGCGGCGGUAAGGACAGCUGCUAUGCCAUGAUGAGAUGCAGGGACUACGGCCACGAGGUGGUGAUCUUCUUUAUGCCUGUGGCCUGUGUAGUGGAAACACUUUUUACAAAUUUGUGCGCUUGUUCCUGCGUUGCGUUGCUUUGCUUAAUAUUUUCCUCAUUUUCUUCUUAAAUUGAUCGCGGACAGAUUGUUGCAUUGGCCAAUCUAAUGCCACUGGAGGACUCCAUUGACGAGCUAGAUAGCUACAUGUUCCAGACUGUAAGCCUCAGCCUAUGCCUUCCUUUCAAUAGAUCCGCCAAUGCUAGAUAUUAAUUUAGUUUCAGCAUAAUAUAGCAUCUGUUUACAUGCUGUGAAACUUUAUUUAUGUGCUCACAUCAUAGUUUCAAAUUUCAGACGUCUUCUCCAUUUUUGCACGUGCAUAUGUUUUCCUUUUGUCUGACUAGCCUAAUACUCAUUAAAUUCUUAUGUUGGGGGACUAAUUUGGUUUUGACUUGUCUAUAGGUUGGCCACCAGAUCGUAAUUAGCUAUGCAGAAUGCAUGGGCUUGCCUUUAUUUCGAAGGAGAAUAAAAGGCUCCUCAAGGUAACAAUCUUAAUGAUUCUUCCUUUUUCUAAAACAUCAGAUCAUUUGUACGUAUGUCAAGCUCCUAAUGCGUGCCCAUUCUUCCAAUCAAAGACUUUUAAUUUGGAUGCUCUCGAUCUACAUUUCCAUGCUUUGAUCCUAAAAGUUUUUGGAUAUAUUGUUCAUUCUUGUGCUCAGUAUAACUGUUUUGACAAAUACAGUUCAUGUAUUUUGCAUACUUCAUGGUAUUCCUCAUAGUAGUUGCAUUUUGAUGCCCUGUAGUAUCAGUAUGUCAUCACCAUACAGUAUCUAUCAGAGAGUCUGGAGAUUGAAGGUUUGACUAUUCUUUUUGUAGAAGUUCGUUGGUAGCCAUUUUCAAAGAAAGUUCUAAACCAUAUCGUGCCACACAGGUGGCCCAAUUCGAUUUGGGUGGUAACUUGUCAGAACUUUAUGCUCCAUUCUUUCAAUCAGGUUCAGGGUUUGAACGCAAUACAUCAGCCAAGCCCAUCCACAUUUCUCUUCUAUACUUCGUUAUCUCCCGUGCACCUUUUUAGUUAAAUUAGCAUUGGCAUUUCCAAAACUGGAUUCGGUGGUUCAGAAAUUUCAUUGUAACGCAUCAUAAAUCUACAAAAGAUUGGAACUGGACACUUAGUAUUUAGAUUAUUUGAUGGUAUAGUCGGGAGAGAAAUCAGAAAUUUAUUUGGAUCAAGAAACAUAUUGGUUCCAAGAAAAGAGAUUUCAUAGUGAUGAAAAUGUUAACACCCCUGUUUCUAAAAAAAUAACAAGCUUUUAAGCACAAUUGUUGUGUUUGUGAUGGUGUUUUUGGUUCAUAAUGCACAUUCCCAAAGAUAGCAAUAAUUCAGUUGGUCGAAUUUAUAAGCUGACGAAGAAAUAGUGGGGUAUCGAGAUUUUUCUCUAUACCCUUAUGCGUGUGUCACUUGUCUGUUUUGGGUUACCAGGGUGCGUGAUAUCAAUAAUAAGGAAAAUAUACUAUAUUAGACUCUGAAUCUAUCAACUUAAUGGAACUACACAUUGAUCCACUGUUACCCAUCUCUGGGACAAUAUCUUCGACUGCAAUGGAUCUAAUGGGAGUUAUGGUGUAGAGGUUGCAUUCGUUAUCUAUCCUUUAGUCAAAGCAACAUGUCGUUUGUGACUUAGGUGGACCUUGAUCAGCUGUAGUUCAAAUUUUAAGGCAGUGGAUUUUUUUAACUCAUUCUCUUACCCUAUCGAGUAAAUGUCGAGACCUGAAGAAAAUAUAUCGUUUUUGUAAAAUCACGUUUUUUUACAUGCUAUCCUUUAGUUGAGAACAACUUACAAAAAGUGUGUUGAAACUUCCAUUCAGUACCAGCCAUAGAUUUAAAACUACAACCACCUUAGGGUGCUUGGACUAAUUUGCAGUAAGUAGGUAAAAUAAAUACCAGAGACCUUAAAGGGUGCCUGGUGAGAAAAUGCAACAGUUGGACCUAUCUUUUUUUUCAAAUUUCAGCCAUCAUCCCCGUUCCCUUUGGUAUUUAUUUCACUUCCCGCCCUCAAUUGUGCCUCAUUGAUGACUAAAUGUCAAACUCUUUUGGGCACUUCACAGGUUAGAAAUCGUCGAUUCAAUUAUUCAUUUUAUCAUAAGGCAUGGAUUUUGUACAUGUGCUUAUUUAGGUGAAUAUAGAUCCCAUUGUUUCCUGAAAGAGCUGCGGAUCCAUUCAGUUAUAAAUGAGCAGUGAUUAAGCCACAAUAGCCUUAGAUGAGAACUGGCUAGAACAUCAUGGAGUUUUCUUGUUUCUUGCUUCUUUAUGAAGGUGCAUAGAGCACAUGCACCAGAGGUCUGUGACGGCUUUCAGAUGCCUAUUAUUUUCUUUUUGUUCUCACAAGUCUAAUUCCAGGUAUCAGGAUCUCAACUACCAGGUUACCUCAGGCGAUGAAGUUGAGGAUAUGUUCGUUUUGCUAAAUGAGGUUAAACAUCAAAUUCCUUCGAUAACAGCUGUGUCUUCUGGAGCUAUUGCUUCGGAUUAUCAGAGACUGCGAGUGGAGAGUGUGUGUUCAAGACUAGGCCUCGUUUCUUUGGCUUAUUUAUGGAAGCAAGACCAAACCUCUCUUCUUGACGAAAUGGUAAUGAGUUGAUGGUACUUUAUUGCACUUAGUGGGGUCUAUAAGAACAUUGUUGUACCUUUCAUCCUUUAGUAGGGUCUAAUUCCUUUUCGUUCUCAACAGAUCAGGAAGGAGAUCAAAGCUAUCACAAUAAAGGUAAAGUUUGUGCUCUUUAGUGAUCGUUAAAAAUUUACGAAGUGUUCUGCACACUUCUAUCAUCACUGCGUUCAAGUUUAUUUGCAACGUAUUAGAACACAGCGUACAGUAAGGGUUCUGGUGGAGUAAGUUCUUCGUGAUAAAAACAAAAUAAAAUUGGCAUUCAUGUUUAAAUCAUGUUUUGUGCCAGAUUGUUGUUUUGAAUCUUCCAUUCACUUUCUUAAAUUUGAGUUUUCAUGGUUUUAAUUUUCAAAUAUUUUGAUGUAAAGGAUGAUUUUACUUGGAGUAUUAGUCACUUGCAUUUUCAUAUAUGGAUGUCCGCACAUAAAAUUGUAAAUAAGUAUAUGACUAUGAAGUGGCUACCUCCUAUGCAAGAAAUGGAUUAAAUUUUCAUUAUGAAGUAUUUUAUCAUCACAGAAUAACCUGUUGCAAUUUACCAUACAAUGUUCAUGCAUUUAAAUUUAAAGAAGUCCAAUUUAAAUUAGUGUUAUUUCAUUCACGUUUUCUCACUUGUCAAAUUUCCGAAUGGACCAUUAGGUUUCCUAGUUUAAUAGUUUUUUUUUGCUUUCAUAUUUAAAUUGUGGCAGAUGUCAACCAAGAUGAUCAAUAAUUCACCCUUAGUAAUUAUCGGUCAAGUGAGAUUAGUUGUAGUUAAUUUUUAGGAGUACCUGUGGUGGGUUUCCUAUAUGGACAUUUUCACUAGGUUCAAAUGCCCAUGUUUAACUAUUGGUAGGGACAAAUGAAUGGUUUCCUUUUUUCAAUUUACAAAGUACACAUUGGUAGGGACACAUUUCUUGUGUUAAGGACUUGAACCUGGAAAAUAUUCAGAUUGCUAUGGGUGAUAUGUAUCUGUCUAUGGAACAAGGAAGGUUUGAGGUCAGAUCUCUCUUCCCAUUUGACAGUGGGGGCCAUGACGUUGUUGGUUGGGGAGGCAAAUAUGGUUUAAUCAUUGUGUGGGAAGAUCUUCAAAACUUUGUGUAUCUCAAUGCCCAAUGUUUUGUAAGCCAAAGGACAAUAGUGUUGGAUGAGUUUUGUUACGAUGUUUUAUUGAGAAAGUGACCAUUGGAAAUGAAUUUUUCAUGUAUUAUUUAUUGUUUUGUUCAUUUCAACCUUUUUCAUGCCUCGUGUCCUGUCAAUGCAGCUUUGUUUUUUUCCUUCAUGUGAGACGUUCUCCUUUCUUUGCAAAUCUUUAGGUUGCUGCCAUAGGAUUGAAGCCUUCAAAACACCUUGGCAGGGAUAUUCUGGAACUGCAGGCUCAUCUUCUUAAUUUGAAAGAGUAUGUCAGGAUACAAUAUGAUUCCCGUUUAGCUUUCAUGUAGAAUUUAAUCAAUAAGGUAGUCUCAGAAUGGUUCUUUGAUUAUUUUUUGCAAGUAUUGUAUUGACAAUUGCUUUUCUUUCAUGGUAGAAUGUAUGGAAUAAAUGUUUGUGGUGAAGGAGGAGAAUAUGAAACUUUGACUCUAGACUGCCCAUUGUUCAAGGUAAGUCAUUUUCAUACGUUAGCCAUCUGAUUUUCAUGAUGCCUCAGUCCUAUUCAUGUAGUCUAGUUUCUGAAAUUGAAAUAAUCUUCAUCAAAGAGAGCUGUAUGUGGGUUAUUCAUGUCUAAAUACUCAUGACACAGCUCGUAUGUUACUAUCAUAUCAUUGUUAAAUAAGAUCGCCGGACUUUCUCAUUGCUGAAGUCGCAUCCCCAAAUAUUUGGCUUUGGGUUGGUUAUGCAUCAUAUCAUGAAUAAACUUAAAUCAUAUCUAUGGCAUAGCGCUUGAAUAUUUUUUGAAAGGGGACCGAGCAUGUUUCUAUGCCUCUGAUUUACCUCAACCACUGAUCAUCUCAUGAGUCCUUGCUUCUGUGAGCAAGAUCGAUUUUGCUUGGGCGUGGCUUAUUAUUAACUGUUUUCCAGAUUAAGUCUCGUUAAUGCUCUGAUUUUCAUGUUGUUUUAUAAAAAAAUUAAAUAUAAUUGAGUGGAUGUGGUUAAAACAUUGGUAUCACAAAGACUGCUUUAUCCUUCUCCAUCAUCAAUCUAACAUGUGAUUUCUCAGAAUGCUCGAAUCAUCCUUGAUGACUUCAAAGUUAUACUUCACUCAGAGGAUUCCAUUGCUUCAGUUGGAAUCCUUCAUCCUGUGGCCUUCCACCUGGAGUGCAAAAAUGGAAGUUUAUUAUCAUUCAGUGGUGAAAGUGGAAGGAAUGAAGUCGGGUUGAACAAAAUUUGUAAUGUGCAUGAAGUGAAAGGAGAUUAUUUAUCUGAAAUGGUUAGAUGCCCGCCUGUCAAUUCAGCGUCUGAUUCCCUUGAUGCUAAGAAAAAGAGUGUGUACAUGUCAAGAACCAAAGGGUGCACUUUUUCCAUGGCUUCUUGGGUUCAGAAUUCUUCUCAAACUCCAGAAGGUGAACAUUAUCGAAAUAAUCAAGAUGUCAGUUUGAACUUAUUAAACGAAGGCUUUCUAUAACAGAUUUUAUGCUAUGAAGCAUUGUUCUAGAGUCUCCAUAAUUUAUAUCCUCACCAUCUGAAUUGGGCAGGUCUGCAGGAUGAUUUGACUUCCAUUCUGGGAAAACUGGAGCUAGAGCUCAGUAAAAAUGACUUUGGUUGGGCACAUGUUUUGUACAUUCACCUGUAUAUUUCUGAUAUGAAUGAAUUUCCCCUUGCAAAUGAAGUGUACCUUAAGUUUAUAACGGAAAAGAAGUGCCACAUGGGUGUUCCUUCUCGUAGUACAAUCCAAUUACCUUUAGCCCAAGUUGGUCGUGGCAAUGCAUCUGUGGAGAUCUUAGUGACGGGCGACCAGAGCAAAAGAGUCUUGCAUGUCCAAAGUAUUUCAUGUUGGGCGCCCAGUUGCAUUGGGCCAUAUAGCCAGGUAAAUUUGGUAUUUCUCUUAGUUCUUUGUAAAGGUCUUUCAAAUAAUCUUGGCCAUAUUGUGUCUUCCAGGAAGCUAUCAAUUUUUCGCUUCAUUGAUGAAAUCAUGUAAUUAAUUUUAGCUAUCAUGCUUGGAAAACACCUUUCUCUUUUUAAUUCUCCUUACAAGCAUUUCUAUGGAUGUUUGUGUGUGAUAAUUAUUAGCUGUUACAAACUGGUGUGCACGUAUCUCUUUAUCUCUAUCUACAGGCACCUAUAUUUCUCUUGUUCAAGGGUUGCCUAUUUGCAGCUGUGAUACAUCAUGCUGGCAUGGAUAACUCUUACAAGAUAAUCUAGACACACCAUGCCCACACGCCCCAGAAUACCUUGUCAAAGAAAAAUCGUAGUUCAACGCUAAGAAAAUUGAGAUGACGAAUAGAAUGGGUCAUGACCGGCAUAAGUGAGCGGAAUAAAUCUUGAGUAUCAAUGGCUGAUUGGUCAAGAUUCUUGGAAACUUGAACAGAAAUUGAGUAUUUCUCGGGUUGUUUGUGGUUAACGUUGGGAGAACGGACAUAGAGAAGUUUCUUGAAGCAGAUGGCAAUCUUAGAAUAUAAUGGAGCGAAAUUUCUGUAUGUUAUGCCUGUCAAAUCUUUGAGUGUCAACUAUGAAUAGUCGUCUCCAAAGCAACUAAAGUAAAUUACCAUACAUGAAAGUCCUUGGCAAUCAUGUUCACUCGCCAACAAAUUCCCUUGAGGUAGUGCACCACUUUGUUCCGUCCUAUGUACGAAGAACGUAUGAAAUGUUAUAGAAACUCUUCCUCCAAUAAUUACUCUAAUUGAUCACCCAUACUAUAUGCACAAUACGCAUCUUGAGUGAGUCCUGAUGUUUUCGAUCUUCCCUUCUUAGGCAACAUUGCAUAGAGAAAUACUUUACAUGGCUGGGCAAUUAGGGUUGGACCCUCCCACUAUGACACUAUGCCCUGGGGGCCCAACUGCUGAAAUGGAACAGGCCUUGGAAAACUGUGAGGCAGUGGCUAAUUGCUUCAAUGGCUCUAUCACUUCCUCUGCAAUUCUUCUCAUCAUUUACUGUUCAGCACGCCUCACUUUAUCUGAGAGGCAUGAAAUUCAGCUGAAGGUGGAGACUUUCCUGAAACGUAGAGCAUUUUCUUUGCCUCAUGUGGGCUCCGCAGACGUGCUUGAUCCCAUAUUUCUUUAUGUUCUCGCUCCUGACCUGCCAAAGAGGUACUCCUGCUCAUCUUAACUAGUUUAAAUUUAAGCAUAUUUAAUCUGUUUUCAUUCUGAUACCAUAUCACCUAGUAAUUACAUCGCUCUCUACCUCUAUCUAUUUCCAUUCUGUCUGUAGGAGGGUGGGAGGGGAGAGAGAGAGAGAGAGAUACUUUCCCCCUACUUUGAAUAAGAGAUCCAUUUUUUGCUAUGAUGUUGAAACCAAUUCGUUUGUUUUUGUAGAGCACUCGUUGAAGUUAAGCCAGUGCUUCAUAUUCCCGAAGAUAGAGAAGCAAUGAUUCAAGAUAGCGGUCUAGAGGCAUCUGCAACCGGAAUACCAGAGAAUUGGGAUUUUGAGCACUCAAGUUGGCACGACUCAUGUUGCCAGAAAUGGAUUAUAUCAGGCAAGAUAUGUGCAGUGACGAUUUCUAUCACAAAGGAUCUUGUCCUGCAGAUAUGCUCAGGAUUGGAUGAAACCCCAGAAAGCUCGCAGCUCUCUAUCCCCAAGAAAUGCAUUGAAAGGACAUCACGUUUCUGCUUUUAUCUUCUGAGCCGGACCCUUCUGGAGAACCAGUUCUCCUGGGGAGAUUUGAUGGUAAGUUUUUUUAACUGAUGUUGAAAUCAUUCAUGCUACCCUUUGAUGGCUCCCUCCACUUCAUUAACAAGGAACUAGAUACCCUAGCUUAUCACAGCUCCCCCCCUCCUUGCAGAGUCUAAGGUUCUACUUCUCAACGGCACUUUGCAUAAAUGCCGAAGAGUUGGAGCUCAUAUUCUCUCAGGCUCUCUCUGAGUUGACGGGGGCUUCUAGUAAAAAUAGUGAGAUGCUGGAGGAGGAGCCCAUAUUUAACCUUAUUCCUGUCCUAAGCUCUGGCGGAUCAGCCUCCAUGGACGACUUACUCACUUGCGAAUUAUUUGCCUCCAAAACGUGA